UGUGCGAAACAUUGGAGCUUAUAUAAAGAACAGAACAUACGCCGCUCUACUCUUAUUUGCACUAUUGCUGUCCAGCGUUUAAGGCCGACUGUUGUUGGUUUUAAAAUAAAGUCUCUACCAGCAAAGAUCCCUGGCUGGUGCAGCAUGGUGUAAGAAUACUAUUUUCUUAAAGUGAUUACGGUAGCUUUGUUCGCUGUUUAUAGUGCAAUUCUAGUUUAGGCAGCGAAUUUCUUUGUUGAAAAGUUUCUAUUUAUAAUUCCCAAAAAAGAGAUAUAAGUAAAACAGUAAAAUUGAUAUAAGGUGAUACUAUUAAAAGGCUCAGUGGAACGUGUACAAUAAAUUUGUAAAACAUACAAACUGAAGGAACGAGAAAAAUUAUAAGUGUGUAUUUCAAUGUUUCGUGGUGAACAAAUCUAGUGCCAAAGUGAGUGAUGAAAAUAAUAUAAAUUUACAGACCAGAUUUCCAGUACAAAUAUAUCGAUGCUGUAGACGGACAACUAAGUUGUUAACUGUGACAAGUAGGAAGUACGGCUAUUGAUUAUUGGGAGAACCAACGAAAUUGGUAAUAUUACGUGUCAGUGUAUCUAAUAAUCUUCGCAGUGAAACGUAUCAAAAUGACAACCACGCCAGCAUUUACGAUGGUCUCAAAGAGGAAACGUGUCGUUAAGCUAUGUUGCCUCGGAGUACUGUUCCUAACGUUAGCGUAUGCAAUCAUUGUGAUCGAUCCCACCGAAGUGAUUGUAGAAGAUAAACUGUCCAUGUAUGAAGGAUCCUACCUAAACCGCUUAUGGAAGAAACCACCAUUAGAGGUUUUCAUCAGCAUAUACGUGUUCAACAUUACCAACCCGGAGGCAUUUAUGCGUGGUGAGGAGCGCCUACGCGUACAGGAAAUAGGACCGUACGUUUACCAGGAGUUUUUGGAACAUCGCAACUCAACCUUCAACCCGAACGGUACGCUUAGCUUUAUACCUGUUCGGCGCCAGGUGUUUGUACCGGAACGAUCCGUCGGAGAUCCGAUGGAAGAUCGGAUUAUGAUACCGAACAUAGCGUUGCUCGGUGUGUCCAGUGCAGCCUAUCGCAUGUCCACCUUUGCCGCAUUUGCAGUAGCUGCUGCUCUAAAACCGCUCGGCAUGGCACCAAUUCUUAACAUCACUACACAUGAUCUUCUCUGGGGCUACGAUGAUCCUCUGGUGAGGAUUGCCUCAACUCUAUUGCCAGAAUUAAUACAUUUCCAAAAGCUGGGCAUAUUAGAUCGAAUGUUUGACGAUGGAUUCGACACGGUAACCAUCAAUUUGCCGGAAUCGGUACGCAAUCAGCAGCGGGAAGUGGAGGAUAGCAUCGUAGAUGAUGAUGAUGAUGGUGUACCGGAUGAGCUAGCAGAGACUCUACAGGAAGAAUAUUACCAUGAUAUAGUUUUGCAAUCGAAAACUGAAGAACCAAUCCGCGACUAUUCUAUUGAUGUUUGGAAUGGAUCGCCUGGUCUAGCUCAUUGGGGUUAUGUUGCAAAAGAUCAUUGGGAUGCUGAUAGAAGGAACACACCUUGUAAUACAUUGCAAGGGUCGUACGAUGGGUCCGUUUUUCCUCGAAACAUCUCCAAAACGGAAGUAUUUAAAGUGUAUCGUAAAGCAUUCUGUCGCACCUUACCAAUUGCCUUCGAACGCGAAGGAGAAGUGGAUGGCAUCAAGGCAUAUUGGUUUUCGAUACAGGAAAACGCUUUCGAAAGCUCAAUCGAUGAUCCAUAUACAUCGUGCUACUGUAAAAACAAUCAGUGCCUUCCCAAAGGGCUGGGAGAUUUGAGUCCCUGCUGGUAUAACAUACCUGUAGCCGUCUCUCUGCCACAUUUCUACAAAGGUGAUCCAACUCUCUCGCAGGCGAUUGAUGGGUUGAGCCCAAACAAGGAAAAACAUGACGCUGUUAUCAUUAUGCAACCGCAACUCGGCAUCCCGAUGAAGGCAAACAUCCGUGUCCAAAUCAGUCUUUUAACAAAUGUGAGCUUUAACUCGGAGCUGAGACCGUUUCACAACACUGUCAUACCAUUGAUAUGGGCGGAAAUGUCACUGGAAAAGCUAACACCGGAGCUAAUACUGCUGCUUAAUGUCCUGUUUGGUAUUGCACCAUACCUACAGACAGGAUUUAUUUGCAUUCUUGCAUUGCUGGGAGCCUCUUUACUAGCAACGGCAGUGCUAGUUUUGUUAUGCUCAUCGGAAGCUGCAACGUUUGAGUACGAUCCACGGAAAUCUAUACGAUACUCGACCGUUAAUAUGAUCCCAUAUCCACUAAGAAAAGAAUUGGAAAAAUAUGGGGAAGCUGAAAUAACACGCCGCGAGCCGUUGCUGAUUGAAAACAGCGCUUGACGCAUUUCUAGUGGCAUAUUCUAAUUCUUAUUCUCGAAGCUAUAUUUCUAUUAAGUCCGCAUAGGUAGUAGGUGUUAUGAAAAAGAGCAAAAGGACUGAAAUUUUAUUCUUAUAGAAUAACUGCACUUACAGUUCUUUCAAGUGACAAAACCACGAUUCCUCCUUCUGUUUCCACACGCUGGAGCAGCUACAAUACACUCAUUAUGUUAGAAUCAUUGUGAUAUACUAUUAGCGUAGUAAGCUACUUUGUAAGCACUGCAGUACCCAUAAGAUAGGAAAUUGACAACUCUUGCUUAGUAUUUUCCUAUCGUCGCAAUGUAGUUGUUAAGGAUGAACAUCUAAUGCAGGUUUAGUCAAACAAAGUAUAUGUAUAUUCAUAAAAAUAGAGUUUUGUUACACAGAUGUACAAAAUAGUGAAUAUGGUGUUGUAUAAAUGGUAUACUGGAAAAAAUGUAAAUAACACUGUUGUGAACUGGAAUGGAUGGAAAUAUUAAACUCUUAAAGAUCUUCAA
Molecule: messenger RNA, 2866 nt
Organism: Anopheles funestus (African malaria mosquito)
Lineage: Eukaryota; Metazoa; Arthropoda; Insecta; Diptera; Culicidae
Product: scavenger receptor class B member 1
Exons: 9
Coding region: 615-2354 (579 amino acids)
Cellular component (GO): membrane; cytoplasm
Molecular function (GO): scavenger receptor activity
Source: RefSeq, a predicted model, not a curated record